Botrytis porri is the source of this 1536-nucleotide messenger RNA. RefSeq lists its product as uncharacterized. Gene Ontology annotation, biological process: DNA-templated transcription; regulation of DNA-templated transcription. Gene Ontology annotation, molecular function: DNA-binding transcription factor activity, RNA polymerase II-specific; DNA binding; zinc ion binding. Gene Ontology annotation, cellular component: nucleus. Lineage: Eukaryota; Fungi; Ascomycota; Leotiomycetes; Helotiales; Sclerotiniaceae. The coding region runs from base 1 to 1536 and encodes 511 amino acids. The transcript is spliced from 7 exons. The record is from RefSeq and is a predicted model, not a curated record.
AUGCAAACACCCAGUGAUGGGUCGAGCGCCGACCAAUUGCCGACGUCGGAGCAAGUAUGCAAUUCAUGCAGGAUACGAAAGAAGAAAUGCGAUAGAACACUUCCACAAUGUUCGGGAUGUUUGAGGAGGGAUCUAACAUGCGAAUACUCCACGCCAGAGCAGACCCGUAAUUCUGUAUCUACAUCUACCUUAACCUCUACGCAACCAUGGCAUAAUAUUGAGAUACCAGUAAAUCAUGACCAUUUUUAUGCUCAAUCGAUCAAUUUCUCGGCAAUGCUGUUUCUAGAUCCAUAUAUCCUACAGCAAGGACAAAUUGACAUACCCCAGUCUGGUAGUUCUAUCCCAGCACAUAUUCUCCAUCUACUAGGAGACAUCACUUCUAUCCACCUGUGCGUUACGGAGUUCUUCUCCCACGAUCAGACAUGGGUGGCUUUCUUUUCCAAGCCCCGUUUCUACAGCUAUCAUCUGCCUUCUCAGAUCUGCAUUCCUAACCGCCCAGAAACUAUUCUCCUUCUCCUCUCCAUAAAACUGAUUACCACAUUACCUCCCACAAAUCCACGAAAUCCUCAAACUUCACUAUAUCAAACCAUAAAACAUUACUGUCUUGAAGUAGAAACCUCAAAUGUUCCUUCUCUUCCCAUUCUCCAGGCGGAAAUCCUGAUCGCCGUGUAUGAGAUGGGUCAUGGUAUUUAUCCUGCUACGUAUCUUUCUAUUGGAGCAUGUGCGCGGUAUGCAUAUGCUCUGGGGAUAAAUUGUAAUAAGAGGCUAAAUGUAAAGAGGGUUCUUACAAUGAUGGAGGUGGAGGAGAGAAGAAGAGUUUGGUGGGCCAUUGUAAUUCUAGAUCGUUUCAUUAGCAUAGGAUCGCCAGGGAGACCCUUUGCAACCUCAGAACCAAACCUAGACGAUACAUUACCAUGCGACGACGAAGCAUGGAAUCAAGGUAUCAUCAAUUCUUCAAGUUACUCUACCGUAUCCUCGCCAACCACAGGCCACAUGAGAAAAUUCGCUCUGCUAUGUCAAGCCGCCAGAUUAUUAGGUCAAGUGCUCAAUCAUGUUUCUGGUGCUUCAUCUCACGACGAUGAGCUAUGGAUGCAACUAGAUCGGACGGUAACCUCUAUGCUUGAGGCAUCCGUGAAUGUGGAAAAUCCGGAUUGCGAUCGCAUUGCGUUUAUUUAUAGCACCCUUCUAGCCCUCCACACAUCAUCUCUCUCCCCACACCCAUCCAAUCCUCCAUCCCCUCUACGUCAGCACCGCACAGAACGUAAAGCCCAACUCCUCCAACGCAUAACCCAACAAAUCAUCGCAAACAUGUCUACUCCCCAUUCUAUCCUAGGACGCGAUCCCAAGAACAUGUCUCUAUGGGCGUUAUUUUUCGGUUAUCAUAUGUGCGUUGAGCAAAUAAGAUCUAAAGAUCCAUCUUCCCGCGAUAUUGUGGUUCUCGUGAGGAAGGGAUUUGAGGAGGCGGAUGUGAGAUGGAAUGUUGCUGGUGUUUAUCUUCGGCUACUCGAGGCGCAUGAGGUGAUGGAUGGAUAUUGA